AUGGAGGUACUGGUAAUUUCCUCGGAUCUUGGUUUACAUCCCAAGAACGUACAUCACAUGAUGAGCAAGAAUUUCGCCAACUACAUUAAAGGGCCCGAGCUUCGUGAGGAUUUUGAAGCUUUUGGGGAUGGGAUUCUCACUACGGAUUCAGAUGCAUGGAAAUACCACAGGACACUCCUUCAUUCGCUGCUUAAAACCAAGAGUUUUGGGAUGAUUCUGGAGAAGAAUGCUCGAAAGAAGGUGGAAAUAGGUAGAAAUGCCAAAACUUCAGCUCUCACUUGGUUCUUUUGGUUUGUUGGUAAACACCCUUCAGUAGAAGCUAAGAUUCUUGAAGAGAUCAAAGAAGAAAAGGAAGAACAAUAUCAAGUAUAUCUCCAUGGUGCUUUGUGCGAAGCUCUGAGAUUGUACCCUCCCGUACCUUUCGAGCGCAAUGAAGCAAUAAAACACGACGUACUUCCCAGUGGGCAUGAGGUUGGUCCUGGUACCAAGAUAAUGUCAUUUUUGUAUGCAAUGGGAAGAAGUGAAGAGGCAUGGGGAAAAGAUUGCUUGGAAUUCAGACCAGAGAGGUGGAUCUCUGAGAGAGGAAGCAUCGUUCAUAUACCGUCAUUCAAGUUCGUUAGGUUCAACGCAGGAGCAAGGACUUGUUUGGGUAAGGACUUGUCCUUCAUGCAAAUGAAGAUAGUGGCGAGUUCUAUUUUGAGGAAUUAUCAAGCCCAUGUGGUGGAAGAUCAUCCUAUUUCUCCUCCACUUUCUAUAAUAUUCCUAAUGAAGUACGGUCUCAAAGUUCGAAUCACAGAAAGAGUGAUAUAUUGUUAA
This is a messenger RNA of Neltuma alba, 816 nucleotides long. Its product is annotated as alkane hydroxylase MAH1-like. NCBI's taxonomy places the organism in Eukaryota, Viridiplantae, Streptophyta, Magnoliopsida, Fabales, Fabaceae. Bases 1 to 816 code for a protein of 271 amino acids. The transcript has 2 exons. The record is from RefSeq and is a predicted model, not a curated record. Gene Ontology annotation, molecular function: oxidoreductase activity, acting on paired donors, with incorporation or reduction of molecular oxygen; iron ion binding; monooxygenase activity.